Molecule: messenger RNA, 4017 nt
Organism: Fusarium vanettenii 77-13-4
Lineage: Eukaryota; Fungi; Ascomycota; Sordariomycetes; Hypocreales; Nectriaceae
Exons: 2
Coding region: 1-4017 (1338 amino acids)
Biological process (GO): transmembrane transport
Cellular component (GO): membrane
Molecular function (GO): ATP hydrolysis activity; ATP binding; ABC-type transporter activity
Source: RefSeq, a predicted model, not a curated record
AUGGCCGCCGAGCCCGACAAGGCGGCCGAGAAGCCCAAGGGCAGCGUCUGGUCCUCAAUCAAGGGAGUCUUUGUCUACAUUGAGCUUCUCUUUUCCGCCCAACCGACAUGGAUUGACAUCGGCCUCAUCAUCACGGGCACACUAUGUGCUGUUGCUGCCGGUGUCCCCUUCCCCCUCAUGGGUGUCCUGUUUGGUCAGCUCAUCGAUAACUUCAACGGCGCUACAUGCGCGGCUGAUGGCCAGGACUCGAGUGCCACCGUCGACCCUUUCGAGUACGAGGCUGCCAUCAACGACAAGGUCAUCAAGACAGCCUGGAUCGGUGCCAUUGCCCUUGCUCUGAUCUACGGCCAUCUCACCUGCUGGAACAUCAUCAGUCAGCGCCUCGCCCAACGACUACGAACCCGCUACGUCGAGGCCCUUCUGCGACAGCCUCCGGACUUCUUUGAUACUCGCGGUGCCUCGGGUCAGGUCUCAAGCCGACUCCAUGGCGACAUUACGGCUGUCCAAGCCGGCACAUCGGAGAAGGUGGGCAACAUCAUUGUCACCAUGAGCUUCUUCGUCACCGUCUUCAUCAUCGCCUUUACCAAGCAGCCCAGGCUCGCUGGAAUCUUGGUUUGCAUGUUGCCCGCCUUCCUCCUCUCUGGCAUCCUCGGAGGAAGAUAUCUUGGCAAGUUCGCAAUCCGCCAGAACGACGCUGCCGCUACAGCCUCUUCAAUUGCCUCUGAGGCUCUUUCGCAUGUCGCAGUCGUUCAGGCCUUUGGAGCCGCUCCCCGUCUUGAGGAGAAGUUCUCUGAGCACAUGGAACGCUCUAGGAAGUUCGCCAUUGUGAAGGCGUCCAUUGCCGCCGUCCAGACCGGUCUUCUAUACUUCAUUGCCUACUCUGGAAACGCCCUUGCCUUUUGGCAAGGUAGUAUAAAGAUCGCAGACUCAGUGGAAAAGAACGAUGGUAGCACGACUGUUGGUGAGAUCUACGCCAUCGUCUACCUUCUCGUCGACGCGUGCGUGAUGCUUGGUGGAAUGGCUCCCACGCUCCCCUUUUUGGGAGGUGCCGUGGCCGCGUACCAGCGCCUCAUGGAAGACAUCAGCGCCCCCUCUGCCAUUGACGGAACUUCAGACGCUGGGACUGUCCUCGAACCGAGCUCAGCCAAGUCCCUCGCCUUCCGCAAUGUUACGUUCGAGUACCCAUCGCGCCCUGGUCAGCCCGUUCUCCAGAACGUGGACCUAGAAUUCCAAGCUGGACAGUAUACCGCCAUCGUCGGCCUCUCUGGCAGUGGCAAGUCUACCAUUGCUGCUCUAGUUGCACGUCUGCAUGAUCCCACAGAGGGUACAGUUGAGCUCGAAGGUCACGACCUGCGUGAGCUCAAUGUCAGGUCUCUGAGAAGCUUCAUCAGCUUUGUUCAGCAGGAGCCUUCUCUUCUCGACCGCUCUAUUCUUGAGAACAUUGCACUUGGACUUGUCAACUCGCCCAAGCCUGCUCACCAGCACCUAAAGCCAUUGCUCAAGGGUCCUGAACUCGCCAAGCUUGCUGCCAAGGGCCAGGACGCCCUCUCUUCCGCAUCUUCUCUAGGACCUGAGUUCGCUGAGAUCGCCAACCUGAUUAAGCAUGCCACUGAACAGGCCGACGCGGCCAGCUUCAUUGAGCGUCUCGAGUCUGGUUAUGGUACUUCUGCUGGACCCAAGGGCUCCCUCGUGAGUGGUGGCCAGCGACAGAGAAUUGCGCUUGCUCGUGCCUUGAUCCGUGACCCUGAAAUUCUCGUCCUCGAUGAAGCCACCGCUGCUCUUGACUCUGCCAGCGAAAAGAGAAUCCAGCUCGCCGUGGAGCGCGCUGCUGCUGAGAAGCGAACCAUCAUCUCCAUUGCCCACCGUCUCUCUACCAUCCGCAACGCCGACAACAUUGUUGUCAUGCAGGCCGGUCGUGUCGUCGAGCAGGGAACGUACGCUGAACUCAUGGCCAAGGAAGACGGUGAAUUCGCCCGCAUGGCUAAGCUGCAGAGCGUUGGUCAUGCCAAGACUGAGGCAGGAUCUGUCUCUGGUGACUCGAUCGAUGCUUCGACUUUGAGAAUGUCCCUGAACGAAAAGACCGACCUGGCUGAGAUCAAGGAGGGUGUCGAGGUUCAGUCUUCAGAGGAUGACAAGGCCGAGGGCGAAAAGAAGGAGGAAGAGCCCAAGGACAAGGAACUCGAUGCCGAGAAGCCAUUCUCUUCCGUCAUGAGGGGUCUUGCCUGGCUGAUCCGCCCAUCUCUCGGCUGGUUUGCCCUUGCCAUGAUCGCUGCCGUCUUCGUUGGAGCCACCUUUUCCGGUUCUGGUAUCAUCUUUGGUUACACUGUCGGUGCUCUCAACCCUUGCGCUAGCAGCGUGGAUCGCAUUCGAUCUCUGGGUCGCAUGUUUGCUGGUCUCUUCUUCAUGCUUGCUGGUGUUGAGCUCAUCGCCAACUUCUUUGCCUGGCUGGGCUUUGGUAUCGUUGCUGAGAAGCUCCUUUAUAACCUUCGUGUCCUGUCUUUCAGGUCUCUGCUUGAGCAGGGCAUCCACUGGCACCAGUCUGAAGGCCGCACCCCAACCAGUCUGCUCUCCAUCAUCACCAAGGACAGUAUGUCUGUUGGCGCCUUCAGCGGAUCAACGUUUGGUACUAUCUUUGCCAUCCUCAUUAAUGUCCUGAUUGCCAUUAUCAUCUCUCAUAUCUUUGCGUGGAAGAUCGCCUUGGUAUGUCUGGUGACUCUUCCCAUCUUGCUUGGCUCGGGUUUCAUGCAGCUGCGCAUGCUGGCUCGAUACGAGGAGCGUCAUCGUGAAGCCUUUUCCACUGCCACAUCGCUGGCCACCGAGGCUAUCCAGUCAAUCCGAACUGUGGCUGUUCUGUCUCUUGAGAACGAGUACAUGGAAGGGUUUGCGCGCCUUCUGAAGCCCCCGAGGAAGCAGGUGGUGCGCGCCUCAGUCUUUACCAACAUCUGGCUUGCCAUCUCAUACACCACUGGCACGUUUAUCAACGCGCUGGCCUACUGGUGGGGUUCGCAGCUCAUCAUGAAGGGCGAAUACACUCAGACAGACUUCCUCAUCAUCCUCGUGGCCAUGCUUACCAGUGCCCAGCUCUGGAGUGGCAUGUUCUCUCUGGCUCCCGAGUUCUCACGAGCUCGUCUAGCUCUGUCUCGUGUCAUGACGGUCGUCAACAUGGGAUCGAGCACCCACACUGGCAAGCCUGGUCAGGACCCUUCAAAGGCGGGCGACGAUGUCGAAGCUACUGGAGAGAAGGCCGUCAGUCCCAAGGACAACCAACGCCGUGGUGGCUCAAAGGUGACGUUCAAGAACGUCUCUUUUGCGUAUCCCAGCCGCCCUGAUGUCACCAUUCUGGACAAUGUUUCGUUCACCCUUCCACCCAACCAGUUCUGCGGUCUCGUGGGUCCUUCUGGUGCUGGCAAGUCGACCAUCAUGAACAUUGUACAGCGACUAUACGAGGCCACCUCGGGCACCGUCCUCAUCGAUGAUCAAGACAUUUCCAAGCUCCCAACUUCAUUCCGCGAUACUAUUGCCCUGGUUCCUCAGGACCCAGCCCUGUUCGACGGAAGUGUGCGGUUCAACGUGGGCUUGGGUGCUCCACCAGGACACGAGGCUACUGAUGCCGAGAUCGAAGAGGCUUGUCGCUUGGCUAAUAUCCAUGAUGUUAUUGCUGCUCUUCCCGAGGGUUAUGACACUGAAUGUGGUCCAUCUGCUUCUCGGCUGUCGGGUGGUCAGCGACAGCGUCUUGCCAUCGCUCGUGCCCUCGUCCGUCGUCCUCGCCUACUUCUGCUUGAUGAGAGCACAAGCGCCCUUGAUGCUGCCAGCGAAGCUGCUCUGCAGGAGGGUCUUGAGAGGGCGUCACGAGGCACGACUGUCCUGGCUAUUACUCACCGACUUCACACUGUGCAAAAGGCCGAUGUGAUCUUUGUUGUUGAGGGCGGCCAGAUUGUCGACAGCGGACGACACUCGCAGUUGAUGGAGCGGAGAGAAAGCUACAGGCUGAACGCCAUGCAACAGAUGCUGCAGUAA